UAAUUUUAUACUUAAAAAAUCUCUUACUAUAACUAUCCCAUCGAAAGCUGAGAAAACUUGAACCGGAAAGAGCAAAUGGCAACAGUUUCAUCCUCAGUCGCUUCUCUUUCCAAGCCCUUAAACCCAUCUAUCUCAUCCACCGGAAACCCUACCAUCUUCAAUCUAUUGAAUCCUCAGCUCAAUCGAGCAAAAUCCCCACAAACCCUAUCUCUCAAAUCUCCUUCAAUUUCUCAUCUUUUUAUCAAGCCUCUAAAAGCUCAACAAUCUCGCAUUUCUUCUACCCCAAUCACCUCCCUUUUUACCGGUAUAGUUGAAGAAAUCGGCCAAAUCAAGCAACUGGGUUAUGAUAAACCCGACAGUUUCACCAUGAAAAUUAAAGCUAACCUCAUUCUUGAAGACAUCAAUCUCGGCGACAGUAUUUCCGUCAAUGGAACUUGUCUCACGGUCGCUUAUUUCGACAAACAGUUGUCGGAAUUCAGUGUUGGAUUGGCUCCAGAAACGCUGAGGAAGACUUCUCUGAUCGAAUUGGAACAAGGGUCUCUGGUGAAUUUGGAAAGGGCUUUGAUGCCUAGUACUAGAAUGGGAGGUCACUUUGUGCAGGGCCACGUUGAUGGGACCGGCCAGAUUGUUGAGCUCAAACCUGAAGGAGAUUCUCUGUGGGUAAAAGUUAAGACUUCGAAAGAAAUUUUGAGGUACAUUGUGCCUAAAGGAUUUAUUGCUGUGGAUGGGACUAGUUUGACUGUAGUAGAUGUGUUUGAAGAAGAAUACUGUUUUAACUUCAUGUUGGUGGCUUACACUCAGCAAAAUGUGGUCAUUCCGAUGAAGAAAGUGGGACAGAAGGUUAAUCUUGAGGUGGAUAUACUGGGGAAGUAUGUGGAGAGGCUUCUUAGUAGUGGCUUUGUCAAUGCCAUCAAAUCUUCAUGAAAAAAGGUCCAAUGUUCAUUUGGCUGGCUAGAAUUGAGGAGUCAUUUUGUUCUUGUGCUCGACAAGAAUAAAACAUCAUGCUGGUUUUUCUUGUUGCUUCGGGAAUUAUUGCGAGAAUUCACAGGGAUAAAAUAAUCAGCCAAGAGGAGCAAUAAAUUUUACAUGUAGGUGCAUGCGCAUGCACCCAGUAGGUGUUUCAUGCACAAGAUAAUGUAUGCCAACUACCAAUAUUAAGGUAAAAACUUGCUGCAUCAUUUGUGGCCGUGCUUCAAAGGACUUAUUUGUAAUCAAUAUUUCUGUUCCUCGCUCAGUUGAUCCUGUUAUAAACUAUUUCUGAAAUGGCCACAAAGCAGUGUUGUCAAAGGCGCGCUCAAGUCCUGAAAAGACUCAGAACAUGUUGAGCUCUUUGCCUCGCUUAGCGGGCGCUUCAGUGUCGUCAUCAAAGCUCUAAAGCAUACUUUUCCUUGCCAAUGAGCGUAGUCCUGUAAAGACAACACUAAACAAUUGAUAUUUUAUGUUAUCGUAAUAUUUUUUAA
This is a messenger RNA of Nicotiana attenuata, 1460 nucleotides long. RefSeq names its product riboflavin synthase. Bases 76 to 924 code for a protein of 282 amino acids. Gene Ontology annotation, molecular function: riboflavin synthase activity. Gene Ontology annotation, biological process: riboflavin biosynthetic process. The record is from RefSeq and is a predicted model, not a curated record. Lineage: Eukaryota; Viridiplantae; Streptophyta; Magnoliopsida; Solanales; Solanaceae. The transcript is spliced from 2 exons.